AUGGCACUCUCUAUAGUCUCGCUGCAGCAAUUUAAACGUGAUCUCUACGCGGCAGAGACGCUCUCUGAUGCAGGCCGGGCACUAUUGCAAGCUGUACCGUACUGGCUUCCUUUUGUAAGUGCGGGGGCCUGCAUUACAACAUAUAUUCUAACUAUGCGUUUACGUCUCUUUAUUGCAAAGUGGCGUCGCACCGCACGAAGAAGAGCAGAGCGGAAAUAUAGGGCAUUAGGACACUUACACAAUGGUAUUCCACCCCCAUGUAGCUCUUUUACUAUCGUGGAAGAUGAUGAGGAUGAUGAUAAUAACAGUUAUAGGAAUAUGAACAAAAACGGUAGUAACAAUGACAACGACAACAGCGGUAUCAGCAACACCAAUAGUAAUAAUGGUAACAAUAGUGAAGAUAGCACAACACUUUCAAUGUUAGAUAUUGAGGAGUUUCGCCGAAGUCUAGGUAUUCGUUCCCCACGCGAUGAUGACCUUCUAGUUAUGGUAGAAGAGAUGCUCCUUGUAGACCCUAUUCCUGAUGGCUGGGUUCUAUAUCGUACCACCGCUGGGGUAGUACGCUUUAUGAAUAUCAACACCCAAGAACUGUUCUUCUUUCACCCUGACAAGCAAGAGGAAGAACAAUAUAUUCGAGCUGAAUUACAACGGCGAAAUAAAACCUCUUUAGAGGCAAAGUAUAAGUUCUCAUGCAGUGAUGAAGAGAGAACUUUUUGCGGUGUCGCAAGCCUUCCAUCUUCAAGUACUCCCCCUAUUUCUUGGAAACAGCAGAUAAAUAAGGGGAAACGUAGCAAUAAAGUUCGUGCGGACGAUAAUGAUAACAAUAUUGCAGCACCAAUGAAAUUUAGUGAUAGUGAUGCAUAUGAUUAUGAUUAUGAUUAUGAUGAACAUAGUUACGACGAUGGGAAAGAUACACAAUCAACGUUUAGGCGUCUUUUUCACUACUUCCUUGAACGAGAAAAACGAAAAAUAGAAAGGGAUGUUGAAAAAAAAUUUCGUCACUCUACUGGUGCUCUUGUUAUUAGUGGUAGUGGUGGAACUAGCGGUGAUAUUGGAACCCCAUCCUUUGAAAACCGUACUAUGCGUUUGAUAUCAGCCAAUACAGUUUAUAAUCACAAUUACAGUAACACGCACCCAAAACGAGCAAGUUCUACCUGA
Trypanosoma theileri is the source of this 1158-nucleotide messenger RNA. RefSeq lists its product as uncharacterized. The transcript has a single exon. Lineage: Eukaryota; Euglenozoa; Kinetoplastea; Trypanosomatida; Trypanosomatidae. Gene Ontology annotation, molecular function: protein binding. The coding region runs from base 1 to 1158 and encodes 385 amino acids. The record is from RefSeq and is a predicted model, not a curated record.